AUGAAACUACCAACUUGCAUCAAGGCAACUCAAUUGGAGGACAUUGAGAGAAAAGAGAGGGCAAGAGAAGUGGUCUUGACACCGCCCCUCCCAAUUGUCAUCUCAGCCAAGCGCGUGCAAGAUGACGCCACAUUGCAGCACUCAAAACAAGAAUCUGAAAGGCGCAUUCCCCAGACCAAAGUUGACUCUGGGACUGUGAUCCUGAUCAGGAGCAGCAGCAACAAUGAUGAUGCAAUGAGCAAAGAGGUGGCGGUGGACGGUGCUGCAAUGCACACCUCUGCGCUCUACAAUGCGCUCAACAGCACCGCAAACAACACUGUGGACACUGCGCUGGACACAACACCACCACCACCCCCAAUUUGA
Molecule: messenger RNA, 363 nt
Organism: Ceraceosorus guamensis
Lineage: Eukaryota; Fungi; Basidiomycota; Exobasidiomycetes; Ceraceosorales; Ceraceosoraceae
Exons: 1
Coding region: 1-363 (120 amino acids)
Source: RefSeq, a predicted model, not a curated record